This is a messenger RNA of Aureobasidium namibiae CBS 147.97, 1626 nucleotides long. RefSeq lists its product as uncharacterized. The coding region runs from base 1 to 1626 and encodes 541 amino acids. NCBI's taxonomy places the organism in Eukaryota, Fungi, Ascomycota, Dothideomycetes, Dothideales, Saccotheciaceae. Gene Ontology annotation, molecular function: transcription cis-regulatory region binding; protein binding. The record is from RefSeq and is a predicted model, not a curated record. The transcript has a single exon. Gene Ontology annotation, cellular component: Set1C/COMPASS complex.
AUGCAGGAGAAUGCGCCGGCAAUCUCAUCGCCGCUCAACCCCGAGGUCAGAGGACGUUCGCAGCGUGAGCGCAAAGAGACGGCCAAAAAGCGAGAGGCUACACGCGGUACCACGCCUACUGUGCCAGCUAAACGCAAGUCAACAGCCAUGUCGAGCAAUCGUCCUGCCUCUGCCCAGUCUGCCCCGUCACCUAUGCGCUUCCAGAUCCCUCAGCCUAAAACCUCAGACUACGACCCUCCCAAGCCACCAGUCUUUACCUCGCACGAACCCCUGCCAUACACUACUCCGGACGGAAAGACGGAGCUCAAGAAGGUGACGGACCAGGCUGAAAACAAGCGUGGUUAUCGCUACACCUUGGCAGUCGCCGACCCCAACUUUAGACACAAGCAGUUCUAUCGCCAAUCUGACGGUCUGCCUUACGGAGCCCGCAUGUCGUUCGAGGAUGCCGACCGCUCCAUCCACUACGAUACCAGUGGCCACUUUGUGACCAAUGCCAAAGGAUGGCGCAUGGCGAGAGCCAACGUCUGCGCGCGCGAAGGAUCCCUGUACUACGAAGUGCGCGUCGUGCGCGGGGAGCCCAAGGUCCACUCUGAGAAUGGCGCUGCACUAAAAGGACAAGAACCCCAUGUGCGUAUCGGCUGGGCUCGUCGAGAGGCCCCACUGGACGCGCCCGUCGGCUUUGACGGCUACAGCUACGGUAUUCGCGACAAGAACUUCGAGCCCAUGCACCGCAGCAGACCUUCCAAGCUCUUCCACCCGCGCACAUCAAAGUCCAAGCCCAACACUCCCAUCGACGUCAAUGACAGCAUCCGAGAAGGCGAUGUCGUUGGUCUCGAGAUCACUCUUCCCUCCCUGUCGCUGCACCACAAGGUCGUCGAAGGUCAGUACAAUCCUGCCGUCGAUCUUGGAGAUGGCUUUGAAGACUAUCCACCACGUCCUGACCCGUCGAUCGAACCUCACCAUAUCAUUCGUGACCGCAUUCCUGUCCCCUACAAGGGAAACAACUAUUUUGAGACAAUGGACUAUGUCUCAACAAAGCCAGUCGAGGCCUAUGCGGACCGCACUCUGUCCUUGACAAAUCUGUCUACCCCUGCCCCUGGAGCACCAACCUCCAUCAAAUCGCAACCCAACCCGCACCACUCGGAUCAACCUCUUCGCACCUUGCCACACAGCAACAUCCGCGUCUACAAAAAUGGUCACUUGAUCGGCACUGCCUUUGAGAAUCUUUUGUCAUUCCUACCACCCGCUAGUCAGGUUAGCAAGGCUCAGGGUGCGCGCGAAGGGUUUGACGAUGGCAUGCUCGGCUACUACCCUGCCAUCGCCUGCUUGAAUGGCGGUAUUGCCGAGCUCAACUUUGGCGAAGACAAAUUCUGGUUUCCACCAGCUCACCUGAAACCUGCUCCCAAUAUUCUCGACACUUCCGACUCCGACCAAAGGUAUUACUGCGGUCGCAACCUCCGCCCCUUGUCUGAGAGGUAUACCGAACAGAUCGCCGAAGACAUGGUCUGGGACGUGCUCGAUGAAGUCGAUCUCUUCGCCCAAGACGGUGGUUUCGAAGGCAAGGUUGGCGUCGGCGCACAUGCCGUCAAGAAGGGUGUUGCCAGCUUAAAGGAAGAGAUGGACUAG